Molecule: messenger RNA, 3205 nt
Organism: Cephus cinctus (wheat stem sawfly)
Lineage: Eukaryota; Metazoa; Arthropoda; Insecta; Hymenoptera; Cephidae
Exons: 6
Coding region: 272-3034 (920 amino acids)
Molecular function (GO): protein binding
Source: RefSeq, a predicted model, not a curated record
AACGCUGGCGGUUAGUUGUGCGAUCGUCGGAGAGCAAAAUAUCCGCGAGUCUUGUCGAGUAUCACUAUAGUUGAUCAAAGAGAUAUUUUAGAGGAGUUGACGAGAGCGUGAAUUAAUAAUAUCCUGUCGGAUGGUACUGGAAUAAUCGUAUUGUUUUUUGGUGAGACACUUGCGGAAUAUACGCAUACGAACGUGGCUAAGGGAGCUCCUGUGACGCGGAGUAUGCUCUUUGUCAGUAUUAGGGAUUAAAGUUCUAGUCAAAGAAGACAGAAUGCGCCUGUUUAAACGACGUUGUUCGGAUCCUAGUCCGCAGCUCGUGUCCGCCACGCCGAUACCUCAGGAUGGUGCUCUUGCGAUGAUCUCUAAUGAGAAUGAGACGGCCGAGAAAUUAUCGCAGAAUGAAAGCGACUCGACCACGAGGACGUCGCAAACCGAGAUCAGGGAUGCUGAACAACAACCGGCUGUUCAGUCUUCGUCAUUUUCUGCUCGCAAAGGAAUUUCUACAUGGGGUCGAAAAGUUGGUCGAAGAUGGGAUCAGCUUAAGAGAUCAGAUAGUUCGGAAUUACUUUCCGUAUCAGGACGUAGACGGCGUUGGAGUCCAAAUCGAAAAAGUUGUAGUGAUGCUGUGGAUUUUAAGGAAAAGAGUCUGAAUAUCUCCCUGUCACCGGAAUAUCCCAAGCCAAAGAGAAUCUCCAGAGUAGAAUCUCUACGCAAUUUAUUCAGGACAAGCGAAAGGAAUAACAACUUCAUUGGCUCCGAAGCAAGUUCUAGGAACGUUACUAUUGAAGAAGAGGAUACGAUAAGCUCCAAUAACUUCGCUAUGGACAGAGCCCUAAGCGAUAGCGUCAUCAAGGAUACAUCUUUUCGCAUCUCAUCAGACACUGGUGCAGGUCGAGAAACGCUUCACGAGAAGAAGAAGCAGCUCAGCCGUAGCAUUCAGGAUCUUCAGGAGCAGCAACGCGUUCUGGACUUCAUCUUGAAAAACCAGGGGCUACUGAGAACUCAAGAGGGGACUGAUUUUGCUCGGCAGACACUGGACACUAUCAGGAGGAGUAUCAGUCCGAAGAGACGACCUGUUUCAUUAUCCGUUGAUCUCAACAAGAGCGACGCCUCUACCCAGACUCAGGAUCAAGCGUCCACUGUAAAAAGAAAUUUAUUUAGUACAACCGUCAGAAGUUGUAGCGACACUGACAGGAAUGACGUACGAAGAUUUUAUGCUGUUACUGGUCUCGAGGAUCUGAUGACGAACUUAAGAUUGGGAUGUGAUGAAAGUGGCUAUGAUUCCGAUAGUACAAGGACUGGCGCGGAUUCCCCUGAUAGUGGAAAAUCAGUACCACCGAUGUUACAACGACGAAGCUUCUCGAUUACUUCUGACGAUUAUCAAGGAGUUGAUUUAUCUAUAACAAUUAGCACCCCUAAGAAAAAGGACGCUACCACAGGAAUGGACGAUUCAGUCGAAUCCAAUUUAGAAGAGACUGUGGUGAACAUGAACAAUUCUUUAACUGAGACUGUUCGUACUGACACCACCAUACUGUCGUAUGACGACGACACAGAUAGCUGCGACGAGGACACUUUCGAGGCAUUUAAUGACACGCAACUAACGGCAUAUUUCACACAGCCUCCCGUGCAAUCGACUGCCGUUAACGCCAUGUCACAUUCUAGUAAGGAUGCCUCGAAACCAACUUCAGUCAUCAUGGGAAUAAACAGUUCCACGUCGAAUAUUGUUACUAGAACAAAUCCUGCCCACUGUACACCUGUGAAGAGCUCACCGGUUAGUCUAGAAGACUCCAUGCCUCUUUUACAGCGAGUGAGACUUAGGAAUCUUCACAAGGACAAUAAGGAUCAGGCGAGCAGAAAGGAUCGGCGGAUCUCCAAUAGCAGUGUCCUAAAUCUCCUGGACAAUGCAGCUUCACCCUGCAGAGACAGUCCACCAGCAACUAAGGUUCAACCUGCAGUCAUAAUGCCUGAUCCGAUUCAAUAUUAUAGUCCAAAGAGAUCACGUUCGAAUAUGGAGCCAGAUGCGGUUGAGAGUGAGUUACGCAAUAAGAUUAAAAGACCAGAGUAUUCGAAUCCUUCAAUGCCACCACCGACAGUCUCGAAACGUCUAGUGCGUCGAGAAUUGAAGACGACAAAACUUUUUGUUGAGAAUUCUGGAAGUUUAGGUAUCUCAGUAGAGAGACACGAGGCUGCAAGACCAUUUUACGUAAUCUCUAAAUUGGAUCCCAAUGGAGAAGGUGCGAAAUCUAAACAAAUUCGUGUGGGGGACGAGAUCGUUAGGGUGUGCGGCCGUAGGCUUCGAGGGAUGUCAAUAAUAGAAGCAAGAAACGCCCUGAAAAAUUGUGCUGGAUCGAUCGAGCUCCAAAUAGCACGAGAGCCAACAUUUUCAUUUGGGGGAGAAUUUGGUGAUACUUGGGGUGACGUACUUGUGCGCACCAGGAGUGAUUCUGAAGUAUGGGCUCUCAAGGAAUCAUCUGAGGAUACGUCUACUGCUACGGAUAUUCCUGAUCAGGAAGCAAUGAGCGAUUGUUCGGCUUGUGAAAUCGUUGGUGCACUUACUAAGGAUGGGAAGAGCGUCUCAGUCAACACGAUGGAUCGUUUGGGCGAAUGCGAGGAACCGAAAAUUGAUGAAAGUCAAAAAGUAACGGGGAUGAAAAAAUUUCAAGUGGUGAAGAAGCGCAAUAAUCCAAAUGUAUUGCCUUAUCCUAGAAGAGCCACUAGUUUGUCUAUGGAUUUGAUCACUAUCUGUCUGGAAAAGGGGACUACAAAGAAAUUGGGUUUCUCCAUUGUUGGUGGUUCAGACAGCAACAAAGGAAGAAUGGGAAUUUUUGUAAAAGAUAUCAUGGCGAGCGGUCAGGCUGCCGAGGAAGGAACUUUGAGGGUUGGCGAUGAGAUACUUGCCAUUAAUGGUAUUCCUAUGGAUGGACUGACACAUGCUAAAGCCUUACAAACCUUCAAGGCUGCAAAACCUGGAAAAAUGAUUCUCCACGUUGGCAGACGUGAUCCGACACACAAACGGUUGUUUCAUAGGCGAUAAAUUUCGCUUUAUUUAAAAAAAAAUGUUAACUGUAGGUAUAUCGUUCAGUCAAAAUCCUACGAUUGUCUGGAUAGACUUACAGAGAGUGGAGAAGAAUAAAAAUGUUAAAAAUGGACAUAGUCGUUUAGUGAAAAGAGCUAUUAAACGAUUUUUCGACGUAAAGUACAUGUA